CUCACAAGUACGUCACUUCCGGGAUGUAUGGUAGAGCAAAAUGACAGCUGGUUUGUUUUUAUCACAAGGAAAAUUCAAAGUAGACAUUAAAGUGUCAUGUGGUGAACGCCCUCCAAGUCCUCUGUUUUCGGGCCUGUCCAGAGCAAAUCCUGGCAACUGACCAAAGAUUGACCAGCAUUUCUUCUGGACACAUCUGUCAGCCCCACCAGCCACUCUGGAGCCAUCAGUACAACCACAGAAGAAGACAGCGAGUAGUGAUAGUGGUCAAAUCAAGGGAAACGUCUCUUCAGCUGAGGGGGGGGGCUGUUCAACGGGACGGAGCCAUGCAGCCUCCAGAGGAGACGGAGGGCCGUUCCUUUGUGGAGGUGAUGAGUGAAAAGUACAGCCCAGAGAACUUUCCGUACCGGAGAGGGCCUGGUAUGGGGGUGGUGGUGGUGCCCACCACAGGUCCUCAGGGUUCCCCUAUGAAAGACCGUCUGAACCUACCCAGUAUGCUGGUGUUGAAUAGCUGUGGGAUCCGUAGGGCAGGAGACCAGGCUGAGAUUGCUGCCUUCUGUGCCCAUGUCAUUGAGCUGGACCUGUCACAUAACAAUCUGCAGAACUGGCAUGAGAUCAGUAAAAUCGUGUCCAACAUCCCCAACCUGGAGUUCCUGAACCUGAGCUCCAACCCCCUGGCAGGAAUGACCCUUGAGCCGCAGUGUGCUGAGGCCUUUUCCCGGGUCCGACGCCUCGUCCUCAACAACACCCAAGUGUCUUGGGACACCGUGGUGCGACUCACCAGGGAGAUACCUGAGCUGGAGGAGUUGUUCCUGUGCCUUAACGAGUACAGUAGUGUGAGUACCUCCAGUGUGGCCUGCCCCUCCUUGCGCCUGCUUCAUAUCACCGACAACAGCCUCCAGGACUGGGCCGAAGUCCGCAAGUUUGGCUCCAUGUUCCCCGGCCUGGACACUCUGGUCAUGGCCAACAACAACUUGGCCUCCAUUCAGGACGGCAAGGACAUCCUGCAGCGGCUCUUCCCAAACCUACGCAGCAUCAACCUGCACAACUCAGGUCUCAACCGAUGGGCCGACAUUGAGAAGCUGAACUUCUUCCCUAAGUUGGAGGAAGUGCGACUGCAGGGCAUUCCCUUACUGCAGACCUACACCAACGUAGAGCGACGCAGCCUCAUGAUAGCACAUCUCCCUUCAAUAUCACUGCUAAAUGGCAGUGUUGUGACUGAUAGUGAGAGAGAGGACGCAGAGAGGUUCUUCAUUCGUUACCACUUAGACUACCCUGAGGAGGAGCUGCCUUACAGAUACCAUUGCCUGGUAACCAAGUACGGGAAGCUGGAACCACUUGCUGAGAUUGACCUCCGACCUCGCUGCCGUGCCCAGGUGGAGGUUCACUGUGAGGGAAAAGUGGAACAGUCAGAGGCUCACAAUGAGGACUGCAACUUCUGUGAAACCUUCCGCUGUGAAAGACUAAUCGAUCAAACACAUCAUGGGAUUCCACAUUUUGUGCAGCAUCCUCUCGGACCAAAGAAGCUCCAGCUCCACUCACCUGACAGAGCCAGACUUCCUGUUGCCACCAAUUCAAGAUCAACGAACGAAGGCUUAACUCUAAACAUCCGUUUGGACCAGACAGUUGCUGAGCUGAAGAAGCAGCUGACAACAGUGGUCCAGCUGUCCACCAGCAACAUGAGGAUCUAUUACAUCGACAAGUUCAGCGCCUUCGGUCCGGAGGAAAUGAAGUACAACACCCGGGCUCUCCACUCCUACAGCAUCCAAGACGGUGAUGAAAUACUGGUGGUGCCCAAGACCAAGUGAACAGCUGGUGUCCUACUGGCUGAUUAGAGUGACUUAUUAAUUGAUUGAUUUAUAGGAUUAUUUGUUGAUUGGUUAACUGACAUCACAAAAUAACUGUGAAAUGCAUAUGGAACAGAAUCAGCGGCCCACUUGGAAUGGAGAGAGUAAAACAAGAAAGUGAUGGGAACACCUUCAUGAAGACUGCAUGGUGGACUACAGUGGGUCACUGGGAGGCUCUGGCUGGAAAUGCAGCCAGUCUGGAGUGAAUUUUGUCUUAAUUUGUUUCAAGGUUUUUUUUGAGGGGCAUCCACUGGAUCUGUCACACUGGAGAGAGCAACUCUCAGUCAGCUAGAAGCUUAAACAGAGGAGAGGGCACUGCUGUACAGGCGGAGCAGCUCUGUCUUUUAGUACACGGCAUGUAAUAGUACCUGCAUAGGCAAGCAUCCAACCCCAGUGGCUUGACCUCUUGUCGCAAAAGUACCCUGGUUAUUAGUGAGGCAGCGCUGCUGAGCGGAGAGGGACUGCUACGUUUAAUGGCUCUUUUAAAGUGGGCACAAUAUCAGCAACAGCAGCAGCAGCAGCAGUUAUAGGAAAAAACAGUUAAUGCAGGGGGUGGUGAUGAAAUUAGCAUUUUUUGGGUCCAUUUUCUUGUUUUUUUCUCCAUAUCUCUGUGGAUAAUUGUCAAAGUUAGAAGAUGCUACAUCACAUUGAGAUCAUUUUACAAAAUACCAAUAACAAAAAGCAAGGGAUUCUUUCUGGAGCCGUAAUGACAAUCAACAAUCUCUACAAAAUUUAUUAUAGAAACUGCAGAUUUUAAAUCCUAAAAGAUCCCUCCAGAGGUUUUAAGACUACUACUACUGUACUCGCUUUGAAUAAUUUGUGUCUAAAAUGUUUUUUCCGCAAACAAGUUAGAAAUGGUUAAAUAUAUUUCGUCCUUCUCCCUCAUUCAAAUUCCAGAAUCUAUGAAUGUGCUAAUAUUGUUCAUUACAUUCAUUACAUUAACGGUCAACUGCUGGAGUUUCCACGUCACAUCCACAUCAUUUUUGGCUGGAUGGGGACUUUAAAGAAAGUGGAAAUAGGUGAGGCAGGUUAAGAAAAAAUCAAAAAGUAAAAUUACACCCAGUUGAUGAUAAUAUGUCUUUAGGAGUGCAAUGAUCCUAAAUUGAUGAUAUCUAACAGUGUAAACUUUCUGAUGUUUUCCUCAUCCUGUAUGGGGUACCGGUACCGUUCCCUAUAUAACCAGAGUGAGAGCUGUGUCAGUAUUCUUGGCAGGAAGUCACAUUUUCAGUGGGUGUCCGUCAGGGUGGUCCCUUUUCACCCAUUCUGUUUGUGGAUAGUAUGUCUAGGUGCAGCCGGGGUGGAGGAGAGUGUCCGAUUUGUGGACCUGCUCUUUGCAGAUGAUGUGAUUCUGUUUGCUUCAUCAGACUGUGACCUUUAACACGCACUGGGGCAGUUUGCAGUCGAAUGUGAAGUGGUCGCGAGUCUGAGGCCAUGGUUCUCCAGCAGAAAACGGUGGAUUGCGCCCUACAGCUUAAGAGUGAGUUGCUGCCCCAAUCAAAGGAGAUCAGGUAUCUCGGGGUCUUGUUCAUGCAUGAGGGUGAAAUGGAGGCAUUAGAUGGACAGGCGGAUUAUUGCUGUGUCAGCAGUAAUGCUGGCGUUGGACUAGCCUAUUGUGGUCCCUCAUUUAGCUUACAUGGCUAUGUGAUUGUAGUAGUUUUUGCUGUUAUCUAUUUCAGAUAAUUAUUUAUGCUUUUAAGAGGUUAGCAUUCCAUUUUUUCAGUGCUCCAUUUUUUUGCUCUUGUUUUACGGACCUUUAAAUGUUUAAUCAUAUUUAUUUUCCAAGAUUAAUAUAAUUAGUAAUUUUCCUUGAACAGGCACUGAUCUCAGUUCAACGGUGCAUGUGAACGCACCGUUGAACUGCCCGUUAUUCAGUGAAACAUUCCUUUAUGCCUACAUCAGUGUUUCAUCUGCUCCACAUUAGUGUAGUCAUUUCACUCUAUCCUGCACAGAAAUACUUCCACCAAAGAUAGCUCAUUAGAGUAUUAUUAUUAUGUGGAAUAUAUACAAUAUGUAUUGAUUUUAUUAUACAGCCUCCAUCUUGUAUGAGAGGAGCAUUGAUGUUUGAUGGUUUUGACUUGUUCUAUAGCAAGCAAUUUAGCAGAAUAGGGGAUUCCCGACAGUGCCCAAUGUUAUGGCUAUAGACACUGUUGAUUUUCAAGCCACAAAAUUAAAUAUUCACAUGUAGGGGUAGUUUGGAAACAAACGUGUGUACCCUCAGUUCAUCCACUGCUGAUAGAAAACUCAGCUUUUCUGAUUUUACAUCCCAGAUAUCAAUAUCUUAAGUGUGUAAAUGCAACAUUAUAUCCCUCCUUAAUGUUAUAAUUUACCAGUUUUAUUUCAUAACACAACUGCUAUACUUGAAUAUUUGAAGGUGUGGUAUAAUAAGACCAAGGAGUAAGGAGGUGUAGCAAUGACACUCAGCAGGUUAGAUGAAAAGAGUUACAGGGACCUGUCUCCCCCGUUUUAUCACAGUAGUGCUGAUUAAAUGUUAGAGUAGCAUGAACCACAGCCAUAGCAACCAGCACGGAGAGAGGCAGCAGUGCUGACACCUACUUAAGUUAUAGUAUCUGUGCUGAUCAGUGUGAGAUUUGUUUGAAGUGUGGUGUGUAAUUGUUUGCAGGGUGGGUGGUUUUUUGGUAUGCAUGUUAUUAAUUGACUAUGUGUUUGCAAGGACAGUGGUCACUAUGCCUGCUUAGAUGUAUGGAAUAUGAACUUGAUGGAAAUUUAUUUUACAUUAAGCCCAAGGAAAAUAUUUGUAAAUUUAUUGUUACCAUCUAGAUUUUGUUUUUUUUAAGAGUAGUAUGUUUUCAUGUUAUUUGUUGUGUCUGUUAAUUUCCUCUGGAACAUUAUUAGAUUAGUUAUUAGAAGUUUAACAAAAAACGCAUCAGGAGUGUGUGGUUUGAUUGGAUUUGAUUGACAGUGGGCUAGCAUCACCUUUUUCCAACAGAAACCCGCCCAUUCAGAACAGUGAGAAGAACCAAAAUAAACCAAGAAUACAGAGACUUCUCAUGUGAAAUAACAUGAUGAUAAUUGUUCUAACUUUGGAAGACAGUGAUGCGUGUAAACAAAACCUCAUUGCUCAUAGUAACAAGCUGAAAACAAGGUUAAAAUUCCACCCCAACACCCUUUAACACAUAUUGGCCCUGUAUAGAUUUUAUUUGGUCAUUGUGUUGUUUUGUGUUUUAAUUGUUAAAACAUCUGGUUUUGCUAUCAGUCCCACAGAAUCAUACUGUGAGGCCUUUGUGAGUCGCCUUUUAUUUGUCAACAGUUUUACAGGGAGACAUCAUCAGAUAGGAAGAGAUAAUAAUUCCACCAGCAGUAGCCUCAAUAGACCAGAAUGCAUUACAACCACCGGACGUGUGGUGAUUGUAGUUUUGAGUAAGAAGUGAAUCGCUUUUUGUUAAACUGCCGCUCUGCUGCCACCAUCACCAUCACUCUAAUUGCUUUCUCCACUUUCACGCAUAAUCCAGAGAUAAAUAUGACAUUUAAAGCGAUGCUGUACUUUCACAUUUUGUAAAAUAGGCUUAUGUGCUUUCUUGGAGAGAAUUAGAUAAAAAGGUCGAUGUCUGUAAUAAUAUGCCAAAAUAAUGCCAAAUAUGAAGCUGGGGGACACUUAGCUUAGCAUUAAGUCUGGGUGAAAACAGUGGGCAAACAGCUAGCCUGGCUCUAAAGGUAACUAAAUCUGGCUGGCUAAAACUGAUUAAUAAACAUGUUAUACCAUGUUUGUUUAAUCCUUUCAAAAACUCAAGUGUAAAUAUGGUUGCGAUUUAACAGGGGUUUAUUUGCUGGACUAUUUCUGGCCUGGCCUGGCCUGGCCUGGCGCACUUUCUGGAGUCUACACUUUUAAAUAGUUUACCACAUAACCCCCAUAAGUAAAACCACAACUAGUCAUGUACUGUAUACACUUAUGAGCUUUGGAGGAGCAUGUGGAUUGUGAUACCUUUGUAUUGGACCAGGCUAGUUGUUUUCCUGUUUCAAGUUGUUGUGUUCAGCUAACCAAGCUGUAGCUUCAUAUUUAGCCUGCAGACAUAAGAGUGGUGUUAAUCUUCUAACUCACUGCCAGACAGCAAAUAAGCAUAUUUCCAAAAAUAUCACUGUUGCUUCAAAUGAGUCGAGUUUUUUUUUAUGAAUGAAAUAAUUAAUUGAAGUAGUCGAACACCUCCUGAUGAGUAACUGAGGGUGAUCCAGUAUAACCCAUUACCUCCCUCUCUACUCCUCAAAACCAGCGCGGUCUGUUUGUAUUGUAAGAAACAACUAAGCAAAUGAGAAGCCGAAGACCUGUUUCAAAAACAGAAAAACUCUUCUGUUAGAUUAGGGCUUGCCUGCUGAAAUGGAGAUCAUUUAUACAUUGAAAAGCUCCAUAUUUCCUCUGCUUAGAUAAAUACUCGACACAUAAUGCUAGACAUCUGGCAGCUUCAACACAGCACAUCCUGUUUGAAAGGAAACCUGUGGAACUAAAUAGAUACUUGCUACUGGGUAUAUCAGUAAAUACACUGCUUGAGUCAUCAUCUGCCGCUAAAAGUAGUGCACCAGAGCUCACAUGGAUUUCAGAAGGCUGUAUUUGUCUUUAAUUAUAGUGUUAUAGAUUUUUGGUUGGACUAAAUGUGCAGAUUUUAUCCCGCUCAGAUUUACACACCAGUAUUUAAGCUAAUCAAUUCACUCAACUAUAUGUAACACGGGACUGUUCAUAAUCUGUGGCAAUUAAAGCAUAAUCAUUUUUUGUAGGAAUCUAUAUGAAGUAUUAAAUGGAACAGAAUGAAUCAUCUUUCUUGUAUAAGUAUAAGUGGAGAAAGACGCGUCACUGAAUGGUAAUAAACGACAGUUUCCCUCCUCA
Molecule: messenger RNA, 6678 nt
Organism: Micropterus salmoides (largemouth bass)
Lineage: Eukaryota; Metazoa; Chordata; Actinopteri; Centrarchiformes; Centrarchidae
Product: tubulin-specific chaperone cofactor E-like protein
Exons: 13
Coding region: 324-1805 (493 amino acids)
Biological process (GO): protein folding
Molecular function (GO): alpha-tubulin binding
Source: RefSeq, a predicted model, not a curated record